Messenger RNA from Oreochromis niloticus (Nile tilapia), 1374 nucleotides. RefSeq names its product CMP-N-acetylneuraminate-beta-galactosamide-alpha-2,3-sialyltransferase 1-like. The transcript is spliced from 7 exons. Gene Ontology annotation, cellular component: membrane. Gene Ontology annotation, molecular function: beta-galactoside (CMP) alpha-2,3-sialyltransferase activity. Bases 100 to 1050 code for a protein of 316 amino acids. The record is from RefSeq and is a predicted model, not a curated record. Gene Ontology annotation, biological process: sialylation. NCBI's taxonomy places the organism in Eukaryota, Metazoa, Chordata, Actinopteri, Cichliformes, Cichlidae.
GCUACAUAGAUAGCUUGAUAGAUGUAUCAUACAGGUUCUUCUUGACUCAUACUCCUGCUUUUGUAAUUUCAUCUUUUUGCUGAUUGGAACUCUCUCAAGAUGUAUUUCAAAAGGGGAAAAUUCAGAGUCCGCAUUUCCCCACUACUGAGUAUCACAGCAAUUUUUUUGGUUUCCAUCCUUUUAUGGAAUUUAUCUGGAUAUACCUUCUGUCAUCGGGAGUCAAAACUUUGUGCCUGUCACAAAUGUCUAACAGACAGUGAUCCUUGGUUUAAUGACAUCAUUAGUGAAUCUCCUAAACCUUUUAUGUCACAGAAACAUAAACCCUCAGAGGAAGAUUUCAACUGGUGGAAGCCCUUACAGGGGGAAAAACAAAACUUCACUGUCUACAAUAAAACACUAGAACGUGUGUUUCAGACAAUAACACCCAUUGCAGAUGUUGAAGAACCUCGCCCUGAUCGCUGCAGGAGUUGUGCAGUGGUGGGGAAUUCUGGAAAUUUGAGAGGAUCUCAGUAUGGACCGCUGAUUGAUUUCCAUGAUAUCGUGAUAAGAAUCAACCGUGGGAGGACCAAAGGUUUUGAAAGAGAUGUUGGAACUAAAACAACUCAUCAUGUCAUGUAUCCAGAAAGUGCUACUAGAUUGGACAACACCACUUAUCUUUUGUUUUUUCCAUUCAAAACACCUGACUUUUUGUGGCUUCUGAAGUCAUUAAUUCCAGGGGAAAAUGGUGCUCCAAACUCUAACAAGAUAGCUAACAAAGAUUUGGUGUCGAUCCUUCAUCCAGCUUUCAUGAAAUAUGUUCAUGAUGUCUGGCUGAGAAAGAAGGCUGCUUAUCCAUCCACUGGCUUUCUUGCUGUUGUUCUAAGCUUAUUAAUGUGUGAUGAGGUUAAUGUCUUUGGGUUUGGAGCAGACAGCGAGGGAAACUGGAGCCAUUACUUUGAAAUCCUUACAGACAAACGGUUAAAAACAGGAGGCCACCCAGGAGAAGAAGAAUAUAAAAUGAUUGUUAAAUUACACAUGAAGAAGAAAAUAUUUUUUUUUAAAGGAUGGUAAUUUCCUUUACUUUUUCAUUUGUCUCCUUAUCAUUUUCAAGUCAUCGUCAGUGAUAACCAUAACUCCUUAAGAAUAUGUAAAUUUAGUUCUUAAAAAAAAAAUCAGUGACCAGCAAAACCAAACAGCAAAAAAUACAAUUACUGAAACUGACACACACGGUUUGGGAUUGUUAGUAAUGAAGACUCAGACCUCAGGAGAUAAACAUCUGUUAAUAGAAUCAUCUGUUAAUCCACUGGUUCCCAAACUGUUUUUUUGGCAGAUAUAGACAAAAUACUGUUACUGUUAAUCUUACUAUCUUGAGUUUUUACACGCUUACAUAUACAC